AUGCUUAGAAUUGAUACCUCCGUUUCGUCCACUUCUAUUAAUUCUUCCUCGUCGUCGAACGUUUCUCGGUCGAGGUCUAAUUCCAUCGGACGAGCCCCAAAUGUUCCUUUUAAACCUUCAUCACCCUCCAAUAAUGCUGGAGGAGAAAACACACCCACAGCUACUUUUCAUCAUAUUUCUUCCAACAGAAAACAAAGUAUGCAUCGAUUUAGAUUUUUGCAAGGCUUUCCCGUCACUGCACUGGUAGUAGUGAACGGUAUUCGAGGACAACAAAUCAGUUUCAUGUAUCCUACUGAUGAACACUUAAUUUUUCAACAACAAAGUAUGACUUGUCAUGAUCCUCUUGCUGCAAUAACAACUUCCGAUGCACUUGGUACCAAUUCGUCAUCUAGUAAUACAAAUAUUUUAAAUUCAUCAGAACCAACUCAACAACCUUUAGGAAAUUCAUCAACCAAUACGAUUAAUACUAGCGGAACCUCUAGUGUAGCUAUUGGAAAUGCUGGAAAUAUUUCUGGUGGUGGUUCUGUAGGAACGGCAAAUUCAUCACAACAUCUCGUAUCUCAUCCACAAGUCAUUGACAAAUAUGAAGACGCAUUUGGACUGAAUAGCGCUGCUCUGUCAUAUUUACUAUGUCCUCCAAAAAGUAAUAUUAUUGACAAAUCUAUGACAUUAAUCAUUGAUAAUUUACUAUUUCUUUCAAGGCCUGCUUCAAUAUUGGUUCGAAAAGUUAAUCAGUUAACAGAUUUUAGUGUGACAAAUCCUGUAAAUUUAGUAUCAGCUGGAGGUGAUUACACACAUUUUACAAUUGCCUUCGUUUUCCCAAAUCAUGUUAUGGAAGAUUACAAUGAAACUGUAUUUAGUCAUCUUUUAACGCUUUUAAUGAAAUCCUAUGUAAGAGAGCAGCAACGUUGUGGUUACGUGUUAGAUCAAUUAAAUUUACUUGGCAAAUUAAAGGAUCAAGGAAAGAAUUGGCGAGACCUAGUUCUAAAAGCUUGUGAGGCAAGUCAACUUGCUAAAGAAAUCAUUACUGUUGUGGAUGCGAUACGAUCAGCUUCCCCUCUUCAACUACGAGUGAAUGGAUGGAUAGAAUUGGGAUAUAGAAUUCCAAAAAGAAUUCAUCAUAUACAAGAGAGAAAAUUAUAUAAUUUAUUUGACAUACUCUCCAAAAACAAACAUCAUUUCCAACAAUCAAAUACUUCUAAACGUGGUGAAGGUGUAAAACCAUACAAUUCAUGUAUUUUUGUGAAUGAUUUUCCAAAAUUGAAAAUACCAGUUGAUGGACUUCAAGAAUUACAAGGAAAUGAUUCCAUUCUAAGGUUAUUUAACACUGCUACAAAAACUAUUGGGGAGGUUGCCAAAGAUGCCAACUUGAGCUUGAAUUUUGUGCUGUCACUUGUACAACAUUUAGUGGAUUGGGGAGUUGUGAGAAUUAUUCCCAAAAUAAGUUAUAGCACAUUACUCGCAAUUAACGAAAAUCCUGAUAAUAACGACGAAGGAAGAUGCCCCAAGAAUGAUUGGUUUCCACCUCCAGAACAUGUGAUUCAUGAAUUUUCAAAGAAAUUUCCUCAAUUCCCAAAUUUGAUAGAAGUUUUGAAGAUAUUCUCAACGGUACGAUCAUGCAAAACACAUAUUGAGAAUAUUUCGAAAAUUCAAUAUGCUCUAUCAGGAAAGUCGAAUCCAUAUAUUGAACACUCACCUACCACCUAUUUUCCGUCCGAGUUGAAAACGAAUAUUGUUGGAAAGAAAAAACUCUCGAAUGGCUGUUCUGUACCUGCAAUUUCGUAUUCUGAACAGUACAUGAUGUGUAUUAUAUGGCUUCUCAGAAAAGGUUAUAUUAAGGUGUGCAAUACCUAUUAUCAACUUGUAAUACCGCACCAAACGGUUCAAGGUACAAGCAAAUUUAUGAGGCCACCAUCCACAAGAGAUCCAAUUUCACCUUCUACUCCUCCUUCUCAUAUUACUUUUUCGCCACCUCCGUCUUCAUCGAGGGAGGUCGAUAUGGCUCAUGAGUCAUCCAUGAACGACGAAGUAUCAAGCGUGACAAGUAGUGAAAGCAGCAGUCCACGUUCAUUUUCAUUCAAAAAGUACAUGAAUGUUAAAAUUGAUACACAAUCAAGUGACUCAAACGACACCAUAACAGAAUCAAACAUGCCACGAACGCUUUCUGUUUAUGAAAUGGAAUAUAUUAAGAGAUUAUGUGAUGAUCCUCAUAUGCUCGAACUCUUCAAGAAAUUGCAUGUAUAUUUUAAUGGUAGUUAUUCGGAAAGAGAAAUCAUUCAUCAGAACAAUAUUUCAAGGGAUGACUUUAAAAAAGUGGUCAAAGCAUUUGGAGAUGUCAUACUGAGUUACACCAUUUAA
Messenger RNA from Naegleria lovaniensis, 2358 nucleotides. RefSeq lists its product as uncharacterized. The transcript has a single exon. Bases 1 to 2358 code for a protein of 785 amino acids. Lineage: Eukaryota; Heterolobosea; Eutetramitea; Acrasida; Naegleriidae. Gene Ontology annotation, cellular component: GATOR1 complex. Gene Ontology annotation, biological process: cellular response to amino acid starvation; positive regulation of autophagy; TORC1 signaling. The record is from RefSeq and is a predicted model, not a curated record.